Raphanus sativus (radish) is the source of this 1476-nucleotide messenger RNA. RefSeq names its product NAC domain-containing protein 76. The transcript is spliced from 4 exons. Gene Ontology annotation, biological process: regulation of DNA-templated transcription. The record is from RefSeq and is a predicted model, not a curated record. Bases 180 to 1313 code for a protein of 377 amino acids. NCBI's taxonomy places the organism in Eukaryota, Viridiplantae, Streptophyta, Magnoliopsida, Brassicales, Brassicaceae. Gene Ontology annotation, molecular function: DNA binding.
UCCCCGAAACUUAUAACCAAACCUCUCUCUCAACCAUCAUCAUCUUCGUCACAUCCACAUCUCUGAUCUCCUCCUUCUUCCUAGAUCUUCCUCGUUUUCUUUUGCUUAAAAACGAGUAAACAACAUUCGAUACACAUAUAUCUAUAUGUGUAUAUAUUCAACAUAUCAAAGAAGAUAUAAUGGAAUCAGUUGAUCAGUUAUGUAGUGUUCCUCCGGGAUUCAGGUUCCAUCCAACAGAUGAAGAGCUCGUUGGUUACUAUUUGAGGAAGAAAGUGGCUUCACAAAAGAUCGAUCUUGAUGUCAUUAGAGAUAUUGAUCUUUACAGAAUCGAACCGUGGGAUUUACAAGAGAAAUGCCGAAUCGGAUAUGAGGAACGAAAUGAAUGGUAUUUCUUCAGCCACAAAGAUAAGAAAUAUCCAACGGGAACAAGGACGAACAGAGCAACCAUCGCUGGUUUCUGGAAGGCCACAGGUCGAGACAAGGCUGUUUAUGACAAGUCAAAACUAAUCGGUAUGAGGAAAACACUUGUAUUCUACAAAGGAAGAGCCCCUAAUGGCCAAAAAACUGAUUGGAUCAUGCAUGAAUACCGGCUAGAGUCAGAUGAGAAUGCACCUCCUCAGGAAGAAGGGUGGGUGGUUUGUAGAGCAUUCAAGAAAAAACCAACUACCGGGCAAGCCAAGAACACAGAAACUUGGAGAUCAAGUUACUUUUACGAAGAAUUACCGAACGGAGUUGGCUCGGCUAUGGAGCCUCUCAAUUACGUAUCUAAGCAGAAGCAAAACAUUUUUGCGCAAGAUUUAUUGUUCAAGCAAGAACUAGAAGGGUCUGAUAUCGGUUUAAAGUUCAUCCACUGCGAUCAAUUCAUUCAACUUCCGCAGCUAGAAAGCCCUUCACUCCCUAAUAUGAAGAGGCCAAUGAGCUCAACGUCAAUAACAUCAACGGAGAAGAGUCAAAAUAAGUACAAAAGACCACUACUAGAAGGUAAUGAACAUUUUGACGAGCUUAUAAGUAGUAAAAAUAAAGAUAAGAGGAAGAAAACAUCAGUAAUAACGACUGAUUGGAGAGCCCUUGAUAAAUUUGUUGCUUCUCAACUUAUGAGCCAAGAAGAUGGAGUUUUAGAUUUUGGUGGCCCCCAAGAAGACGACAAUAGCAAAAUUGGUCACUGCAAUAACGAAGAGAGCAUUUAUAACAAUGGAAUAGAUCAGAUGGCUUCAUCGUCGUUACUGAGUGAUAGAGAAGAAGAGAACAGGUUCAUCAAUGGGUUCUUGUGUACGAAUUUGGACGAUGACUUAUAUAGAGAUUUGCAUGUUUGAUAAUAUAGCAUGGUGCGUAACGUUUUCUAUAUAGGUAGAAUAAAUAGAUAUAACAUAUAUAAAGAUUUGUAAAAGCGUUUUUUCUUUCCUUUUCAUUACAUGGAUAUUAUAUGUAUUUUUCGCGAAAAAAGCCUGUUGAAGAGUGAAGAUAAAUGAUUUAUUU